Messenger RNA from Uncinocarpus reesii 1704, 1008 nucleotides. RefSeq lists its product as uncharacterized. The transcript has 3 exons. The record is from RefSeq and is a predicted model, not a curated record. Bases 1 to 1008 code for a protein of 335 amino acids. NCBI's taxonomy places the organism in Eukaryota, Fungi, Ascomycota, Eurotiomycetes, Onygenales, Onygenaceae.
AUGGACGAUGACCUCCCGCCUCUGCAUGUGUUCGAUCUGCCGCAGCUGUACACCAAACCGGCCGCUGCAGAAAUACUUCUUGCUUUAGACCGCCUAGCAGUUCAGCCUCGCACAUUUGGCGAUGAAACCUCUAUCCACAGCCGGAUUGACCCUGCCGGUGUUGCGCAGUACCUGACCGGCAUUAUAUCCAGCGCCCUCUCCUGGCUCGAUUCGGACGAGUUGCGCGAGUCGAUAUGGGACGCAGCUAGUACCAGGUUGUGUGAGCGCUCCGGAAGGACAGCCCUACCAUCGAUAUCCCGGGUUUUCAAAAUCCCAAUGACCGACUCCACAGACUUUCCGGUGACCCUACAUGAACCGUCUCUCACUUCGGACAAUUUGGGCAUGAAGACUUGGGUAUCAUCAUAUCUGCUUGCUAGGCGCCUUGGAAAGUUUCUAUUGCCGCCACUGGAAUUGCUCCUUUCCACGUACAAUGACGUUCGACCCCUUCAGGCGCUUGAAUUGGGUGCCGGGACCGGCCUGGUGGGCAUCGCAUUUGCGUCUUUGUGGGGCUCUGCUGCUUCUGUCCACCUUACUGAUUUACCAGAGAUUGUACCGAACCUGGCCCAUAACGUAUCCUUGAACCACGAGCUUUUGCUAAAGACGGGGUCAGCGGUCACUACAGGCGUCCUGGAUUGGUCGAUACAAGGCCAAGCUGAACCGGAAAAUCGUGAAAAAUACGAUAUUAUUCUUGCUGCUGAUCCGCUGUACUCGCCAGACCAUCCGCGGUGGUUAGUCCAAACCAUUCAGCGAUGGCUUCGUCCCGGAAGGGAAUCAAGGGUUGUACUUGAGAUGCCUCUCCGGGACGCCUACCUGUCGCAAGUGAAUGAGCUCAAAAAGAGGAUGCGUAGAAUCGGGCUGAUGAUUCUAGCAGACGGCGAAGAAACUGGACACGAUGACUGGGAAAGUAAAGAUGGCUCACCUCUCGAGGUCCGUUGCUGGUGGUCUGUCUGGACGUGGGAGGCGGAUUAA